Perca flavescens (yellow perch) is the source of this 805-nucleotide messenger RNA. RefSeq names its product zona pellucida sperm-binding protein 3-like. The record is from RefSeq and is a predicted model, not a curated record. The coding region runs from base 129 to 722 and encodes 197 amino acids. Gene Ontology annotation, molecular function: acrosin binding. Gene Ontology annotation, cellular component: extracellular matrix. Lineage: Eukaryota; Metazoa; Chordata; Actinopteri; Perciformes; Percidae. Gene Ontology annotation, biological process: binding of sperm to zona pellucida; egg coat formation; positive regulation of acrosome reaction. The transcript has 6 exons.
AACUUCCAAAACUGUCCAAAGCCAAGAAUGGACAGCAACCUUCAAAUAACCAAUUUUGGUGGAUUUUCGUCCUUAUCUUGGUUUCCACACUUCCACACUUUUUGUACAGCAAACAAACUGACUUCUCCAUGGAGGGCAGGAAUCAUGGUAACAUGAAGCCUCAGCUUUAUGGGAUGCAGCUCAGUCGACAAGUGAGAAGAUUAUCUAUUCAAACGUUCCGGUCCACUCACCUGAACCUUCAUCUGGUGGUUUGCUUAGACUGGAUAGAGCAACUAUUCCAGUUGCAUGUCAUUAUGAAAAGUUUCAGGAGGAAUGCUGUAGAUGGCAUUUCCCUGCAUCCCACCUGGGUUCCUUCUGUCUCCAGGGUCUCUGCAGAGGAUCACAUAGACUUCAAUCUGCUACUCAUGACUGAAAAUUGGCAGUUUGCGAGGGGAUCUUAUUCUUACUUUCUUGGUGACCCCAUUCAUUUUCAAGUUUCUGCCAUCAUUGGCAACCACAUGCCCCUGAAAGUUUAUGUUGACCACUGCGUUGCCACAGCAAAUCCCCAUGCAGAGACUACAUUAAGACAUGACUUUAUUGAAAAUCACGGAUGUCUUGCCGAUGCUUACCUUACAAACUCCAACUCCCGUUUCCUACCACGAAUUGAAGAGCACAAGCUGAGGUUUCAGUUGGAGGCCUUCAGGUUCUACCAGGAGCCCAGCAAUCAGAUGGCGGUCAGUUGACGGGACGACCAGGCAUGUAGAAGCUGCGAUGUCUCCCAUCGGGUUGCUCAGCCUUUGCCCACAGAACACCCCAAAACUACCAU